Messenger RNA from Aphis gossypii (cotton aphid), 1329 nucleotides. Its product is annotated as zinc finger MYM-type protein 1-like. The transcript has a single exon. The coding region runs from base 1 to 1329 and encodes 442 amino acids. Gene Ontology annotation, molecular function: protein dimerization activity. The record is from RefSeq and is a predicted model, not a curated record. Lineage: Eukaryota; Metazoa; Arthropoda; Insecta; Hemiptera; Aphididae.
AUGGAUGGUGAAACCCUUUCAUAUUUAUUAAAAAAUACUUUGCAAGGUUUGGGCUUAAAAAUCGAAAACAUGAGAGGACAAUGCUAUGAUGGAGCUGCCUCAAUGCGUGGUUCUUAUUCUGGAGUAGCUAAACGAAUACAAGAUGAAAAUAAAUUAGCUUUGCAUGUCCAUUGUUAUGCACAUAUACUUAACUUGUGCGUAGUUGAUGUUUGUGGAAAAGUAGCUCCAAUUCGAAACAUGUUUGGUACAUUAAAUAAAAUAUAUACAUUUAUAGGCGCCUCUUCAAAAAGAAACUCGGUAUUUGAGAAAGUUCAAAAAGAGUUAAAUGUGUCAAAUAGUACUCUUAAAUCACUCAGUGAUACGAGAUGGAGUUGUCGAAUUGAAUCUAUUCGUUCUGUUUUAACAAAUUUUAAUUCCAUUAUUUCUACCUUAGAACAUAUAAAUGAAACAGACUCCAUUCAUGGAUCUGAUGCAAGUUCAUUACUAAAAAAUAUUCAAGAUUUUGAAUUUAUUUUCUGUUUGAAAUUAAUGAAACAAGUUCUUCAACUAACUAAUAGUUUGUCAAUACAUUUUCAAAAAAAAAAUGCUAAUUACUCAAGUGUUGGAAUUUUAACAAAUGCUACUUUAUUGGAACUAGAAUCACUUCGAAAUGAUGAUAGUUAUAAACUUUUUUGGACUAAAACUGAACAGUUUGCUACUAAAGAGGAUAUCAGAUUGCCAGAUAUUCCUAGAAAGAGAAAAAUUCCCUCUAGAUUUGGAGGUGGUGAAGCUACAACAAUAAACAAUAUAUCAUCUUAUUUCAAAGUCAGUAUUUAUUUUCCCGUUUUAGAUAUUAUAAUCAAUGACAUAAAAACCAAAUUUGAGGAAAACAAUAUCACAAUACUUAAUGCACUUCAAUGUUGUUUGAGCAACAAAAACUGCUCUAAUGAAAAUAUCUUUGAAGUUUGUAACACAUAUGAUAUCAUAAUAGAUGAUUUUAAGGCAGAGUUAAAGUUAUUUAGUAAAAUGUGUUUAUCAAGUGACAUUUCUGAAAAUUUUGAAAAUCGUCUGAAUUUUUUCUUGUCCAAGGACUUAAUGGGCUCGUUUGAAAAUAUGUAUAAGAUUUUUAAAAUAUAUUUAUCGAUUCCCAUGAGUUCUGCUUCUAGUGAGCGUUCUUUUUCAUCUUUACGUCGUCUCAAGACAUUUACUAGAAAUACUAUAGGUCAAGAAAGACUAUGUAACAUAGCUAUUUUAAAUAUAGAAAAGAUGUAUCCAAUAAAUUUUGACAAAAUUAUUGAUCAGUUUAGUGCAGAAUCAACCCAAAGAGGCAGAAGACUACAAUUAAUAUAA